Corythoichthys intestinalis (scribbled pipefish) is the source of this 3039-nucleotide messenger RNA. It is a transcript of the gene arhgap17b, whose product is annotated as Rho GTPase activating protein 17b. The record is from RefSeq and is a predicted model, not a curated record. Lineage: Eukaryota; Metazoa; Chordata; Actinopteri; Syngnathiformes; Syngnathidae. Gene Ontology annotation, molecular function: GTPase activator activity; protein binding. Gene Ontology annotation, biological process: regulation of actin cytoskeleton organization; regulation of Rac protein signal transduction; positive regulation of GTPase activity. The coding region runs from base 553 to 2565 and encodes 670 amino acids. Gene Ontology annotation, cellular component: cytoplasm; intracellular anatomical structure; cytosol. The transcript is spliced from 18 exons.
GCUGCACCAGUCUGAGUCGAGAACAGGCCAAAUGAUGAGAUCAUCGAUUGAAUCCAGACGGGGAAGAUCAUAUGCGGUCUGGCUGCGACAGGGAGGGAGAGAGCGUAAAGCCAUGAAAAAGAUCAAAUCUGAGGCGUCAACAUGGCUAGAUGAGAGAGUAAGAUGGGAAUCUCGCAGCUAAUGUGCGUCCUUUGUUUAUUUUGAAACAGGAAGAGGAAGCUCAGAGAUCAAAAAGAAAACGGGAGAAUGCCAUUUCUUGUUUGGGUUACUUGAUGACAAUAUCCUCUGAUCGAAAAUACCUUUCCGACUCAUUGACGGCGAGAGACGACCAACUCCUAGAGGCCGGCAGGAAAUGACUGCUUUAAUAAUAAUGACGACCGACCGACCGACCGACCGACCGACCGACCGACCGACCGACUGACCUUUUAGCAUCUCGGUAAACAUGGCAAUCCGUCAGUCCUAUGUGCUGCGCACGAGGCUAGCGACAUCUCCACAAACGCUGUCAACACCCUCGUGUCGUCUUUCCGUAAUGACCGGAUACCGACUCGACAGAUGGAUAUCGAGAGGCGCGUGGAGCUGGUGCGCUUCAUGUCGCACCACACGCACAAGAGGCUGGUGGCCUGUCUGCAGGGACAGUUGGGCCCGGACACCGAGAAGAGACACAAAAAACUGCCCCUGACCGCCUUGUCUCAGGCCAUGCAAGAGUGCGGUUCUCAGCUCGGGGAAGAGAGCGUGAUCGGAAAGAUGAUGGAGGUGUGCGGUGAAGCAGAGAGCAGGUUGGCCAGUGAACUGAUGCUACACGAAUUGCAGAUCGAGAGAGACGUUCUGGACCCUCUCAACACGGUGGCAGAGGUGGAGAUACCCAGCAUACUAAAACAGAGGAAGCAACUCGCCAAACUGGUCCUGGACUACGACUCGGCCAAGACCAGGUGGCUCCAAGCGACCAAGUCCAGCAACCAGACCGUGGCGGCUAAAGUGGACUCCCUCAAAGACGAGAUGGACGAAGCGCUGAAUAAAGUCGAAAUUUGUAAAGACCAGUUAUCGGCAGACAUGUACAACUUUGCGUCCAAAGAAGGAGACUACGCACGCUAUUAUCUCAUGUUAUUAGAAGCCCAAGCAGACUACCACAGAAAAUCUCUGGCGGUUCUAGAGGAAGCCAUACCGUUUAUACAAUUUGAGCAAGACUCCUGGACGGAGAGACCGGCGUUCGGCACGGCCCUGGAGGAGCAUCUGAAGCGGAGCAACCGUGAAAUCGCCCUGCCUAUCGAGGCCUGCGUCAUGAUGCUGCUGGAGACUGGGAUGAAGGAAGAGGGUCUCUUCAGAAUAGCGGCGGGAGCUUCGAAACUCAAAAAGCUGAAAGCCGCGCUGGACUGCUCCACAUCCCAGCUGGAGGAAUUCUACUCCGAUCCCCACGCCGUCGCCGGAGCCCUGAAGUCGUACCUCAGAGAACUUCCCGAACCUCUCAUGACUUUUGCCCUGUACGACGAGUGGACGCAGGCCUCUAGCGUGUCCGACCCCGACAAGAGACUUCAGGCUUUGUGGGUGACGUGCGAUCGCUUGCCAAAGACUCACAAAGCCAACUUUAGGUAUCUCGUCAAGUUUCUGGCCAAGCUGGCUCAAGACCGCGACGUCAACAAAAUGUCUCCGAGCAACAUCGCCAUCGUCCUGGGUCCCAACCUGCUGUGGGCAAAGACGGAAGGGACACUGGCAGAAAUGGCCGCCGCGACGUCGGUCCACGUGGUCGCCAUUAUUGAGCCCAUCAUCCAGCACGCCGAUUGGUUCUUUCCGGAAGAGGUGGACUUCAACGUGUCGGGCAUGUUCGCCAUGCCCGCCCACUCGUCGACGUCGGACCAAGAACUGGACAGGAAGCGUCCCGGCAGCCUGGUGGGGCAAGACGGGGACACUCAGCCCCCCCGCAAAGACAGUCCCGCCCGGGAGCUCGCGUCUACCCCGCCGCCACAGAGGAACGGUUCGGUCCAUCUUGCGGCGGGGAGUCAACAGUCUCAGGCGGGGUCCAGGGGGCCCAGUCCUCACAUGGUCCGCAGAGGCACCAAGAAGCAGGCUCCGGCACCUCCCAAACAAGCCAGUCCCUUUGCCACUCAGACCAGCAACCAAAUUCCGGGGUCACCGCAGCAGCAGCCGGCCAUCACCCCCAGACGUCCGUCGGGCAAAGAGAGCCCUUUCGGCGCCCCCAAUCACCCGCCCCCGCAGCCGCCCCAGCCGCAAGAGGAGGCGCCGCAGGUCUCGCCCCCCGGGACGCCCACCCCGCCCGGCACCCCUCCUCACGACGGCCCCCGCUCUCAGUACGCCUCGCUCCCUCGUCCCUCCCGGCCGGCGCCCAAGCCGCGGCCGCGCCCGAACAUGCCGCCGCCCCCGCAACCCGCCCUUAGCGAUGGCUGCAAUGGCCUCUUUGGCUCCUCGUCCAAGAUGAUCACAGACGGCGGCCUGGACCUUAAAGGCGUACGAAGAGCCUGGAUCCCGGACGUGGCGUGGGGUCCACCGCCGCCGCUCCCCACCGACCCGGCGCCGCCCCUCGACUCGGACCCGGAGAGCACCUCGCUCUGAGCCCUACCGCCUCCAUUUUGAGACGCCGCGCCACGCUUUUAUGACAAUCUUUUUCCUUGUUAAUCUAUUUAAGGCACAAGCAGAUUGUAAAGUGCUCGUGUAAUUGAGAGGACCAAAGAGAGGGGAGGGGCGGGGCCGUGUUGCUUCAUCGCUGGUUGUCGUUGACCUAAAGUGCAAUAUUGGCACAUAUUUGCUUCCGGUUUUCAUAUAGUAUUUUAGCAAAAGGGGUACCAUUACUUUGAGAUCAAUAUUUUAUUAGACUGAUUUUAUGAGAUUCUAUUUGUUAUUUAAGCAUCUAAUAUUCCAACGCUGGCAAAUUCCACUCCCAAAAUUUGAGGAAAGCUUUGACCUAAAAUAUGAAAAGGUCAAAUUUUCUCAACUCGCACUUUUCUUGACAAUCUUGGGCUCUUUUUAGCUCCUUUUUACGGUCGCUGCCAUAUUACUUGUGAUGAUUAAAGUUUGUUCCAAACUUGA